GCCUUUGGCUUUAUUGGGAUUUUGGACAUUUUCGGGUUUGAGAAUUUCGAGGUGAAUCGAUACGAGCAGUUCAACAUCAACUUUGCCAACGAGAAACUUCAGGAGUACUUCAACAAACACAUAUUCUCUCUCGAGCAGCACGAAUACAGCAAGGAAGGUAUUGACUGGGCUGACAUUGAGUGGGUGGAUAACGCAGAGUGCCUGGACCUCAUCGAGAGAAAACUGGGUGUCCUUGAUCUAAUGGACGAGGAGAGCAGAUUCCCAAAAGGAACAGACAAAAGUUUGCUCGAAAAACUUCACGGAAACCACAAGGACAAUCCGUACUACGUGAAACCUAAAGUAAACAAUGCAAAGUUUGGCAUCAGGCACUACGCAGGGGAGGUGUUUUACGAUAUCAACGGCCUUCUCGAAAAGAACAGAGACACUUUUAGAGACGACAUCCUCAAGGUUUUGAAGGACAGCAGGUCAGAUUUUGUGUACGAUCUGUUUGAGCACCUGACCCCCGGGGAGGCGAGUGGUGGAGGAGGGAAGGCCGGGAAAGGCAUGGGGAGACAACACACCGUCAUCAAGAGAGGUGGCCGCUCCUCCAGGAAGAGAGCAACCGUCAGCUCACAGUUCAAGGAAUCGCUCCAUUCCCUGAUGAGCACGCUGGGUCAGGCCAAUCCUUACUUCAUCCGCUGCAUCAAGCCCAACCCUGACAAGGCCCCCAACUGCUUCGUGCCCGAUAUGGUCCUCAACCAACUCAAAUACUCUGGAAUGAUGGAGACUGUGAGGAUCCGCCGGUCAGGGUACCCUGUUCGUCGAGAGUUCAAAGAUUUUCUGUUUCGCUACGGAGUCCUCGGGAGGGAGGUGGGGAGAGGGCUGGACGACCGGGAGACCUGUGUGGGCAUCCUCAUGCAAUACGACGCCACCAAUAAGGACUGGCAGCUGGGAAAGACAAAGGUGUUCUAUAGGGAGAACUUGGAGAGAGUGAUAGAGAGAACGAGAGACAUUCAACUGAGGGCUGUGUGUCGCGUUAUCUACGGUGUGGUGUGCACUGUCAUUGCCAGACGAAGAUUUUUGAAGACCAAAGCAAAGAUCGUCAUUGUACAAAAGAUGGUCAAGAGGUUUUUGUGUGUACGAAGGUUCAUCAGAACACGAAAAGCGGUCGUCUGCAUGCAGAGGUUUGAACGAGGUCGUCAGGCGAGGAAACUGUAUGCCCGGCUACUGGAACAGAAGAGAAUCGAGGAACAACGCAGGAGAGAGGAAGAGAGACGACGGGAGGAGGAGAGACAGAGGGAGUUGGAGAGACAGCAGAGAGAACUGGAGAGGCUGGAGAUGGAGAAGAGAGAGCAAGAGGCUGCCGAGAUGAGGAAAAAGUUGGAGGAUGAGGAGGCAAGAAGACAGGAAAAAGAAGAGGCCAGAUUGAGGGCGGAGGAAGAGGAAAGGCUUGCAACCCUCGCCAAGAUACGAGAACUGGAAGAGGAGCACCAGAGACUGGAGGAGGGGAGGAGACGCAGGGCUGAGGCCGCGGCAGCCGCCCAGCGCGCCGAGGAGGAGGCCAGACUGAAAGAGAAGGAGACGGCCAAGAUGCAGGGAGAAGUCGAAGAGGCCUACGAGAUGCUCGGGAGUCUUGACAACGCCCUGAAGGCUUUCACUGGACGAUUCGGCCUUGAGGAGGGAGAGCAGGGUGAAAUGGAGAGUGACACUGAGGAAGACGACUUGGAGAGUGGGUUUGAAGAGAUGAAGUCGGGCGAAGACGAGUCGGAGGAAAGCCAGGAUCCUCACUCCAGCAAGUUCCGGGCCACCGGACAGCUCCUACUGCAGUAUGAGGAGGAGCCCAGUUUCGAGGGUUACCUCAUGUUCAAGGGAGGGAAGAGACAGGGCUGGACGAGACGCUGGGCCAUCAUCAAGGACGACGCCCUCAUGUUCUUUGAGAUGAAGCAAGACGCCAUAAAGCAGGGCUGGCUGCUCAAGAAGAGCAGUGGGACUGGUACCCUCGGGCGGCGCAACUGGAAGAGACGUUACUUUGCUCUGCGAGGAAAGACGAUUUACUACUAUUCUGAGAGUGACCUGUCGCAGGCGAAGCCUCAGGGAGCCAUCGACCUCAAGGACGUCACUGGUAUAAUAGAGGAGGGAGGAACGAGGGAGCAUGCAUUUGGACUGGUCACAGCCGAAAGAACCUUCCACCUCACUGCCGAGACCGCCAUGGACAAGAAGGAGUGGGUGGAGGUGAUACGACGCGUGCGGACAAUGCCGGAGCAGAAGGUGAAGAGUAUGUUGGCACAGGAGGUGGAUCCACGCAAGGCUCUCCUGACCCUGGACCUGGAGCUAAUAGAGUCCGUCACUGCCACCGACCAGGAAAAGAGACCAAAUGCAUUUGCAGUGAUCACACCAAGUAGAGUGUUUAACCUGAUCUCUGAAAGUUCAGCAGAAAUGCACAUGUGGAUUGGAGCUCUCUCUCCACGAAAGUUUACUCUUGGGAAGACGAUCUUCUACAGAAUGCUAGAGCCAAAGGCUGGCUGAUAAAGGAAGGGAAGAUGCGGAGGAAGCGGUACUUUGUCCUGACAGACAACAACCAGCUUCGCUACUACCGCACAGAGGACACCAGACAACCAGUCUCUGGAAACAUACACCUCAACAGUCUGUGUGCUGUUGAUGUCAACUGAUGAAACUGAAACAGCAGAAGCUCCACUAACCUUCAGUCUUCACGCCCGCAAGACCACUCUGAAACUGACGGCAAAGAAUGGCGAAGAAGCAGACGAAUGGAUUUUGGCCCUUCAGGAUGCCAUAGAUUCCUGUCCUCCUAUUCAAACUGUGACUGAAAGACUGGUACUAGAGAUGAUCAAGAAUGGCCACCAACCUGACUGGGAGAGGAUCUACAAGGUCCACAAGAUACUGUGUAGGAUCAACACCCCUAUCAAGGCCCCUCUCCUAGCUCUGCCCUAUGGAAAACCACCUCUUCCACCUGACAAGGAGGCUCAGUAUGGAACGAGACAUGCGGAGGCAGUCAAGAUCUUCAACAGUCUCCUGAGUCAGGACAGCCUGGCAGACCCCAUCAAACAAGUCCAGGAGAUCCUCCAGAAGUGUUUCGACAUGGAGGACCUCCAGUCGGAGGUCUUCUGUCAGCUCAUCAAGCAGACGGCCGGCGUGGCACAGGAAGAGGUCGACACUCCGGGGGUGCUCUCCAUAUGGCAGACUCUCAGCUCUAUGGCGUCUACUUUCAUCCCCGAGAGGGCUAUCAGGAGAUACCUCACCAUGCACAUCAAGAAAGUCAUAGAGCUUCACCCAGACACAGAAAUGGCCAAGUAUGCCACCUUCUGUCAAACGUCGCUAAAGAGGACUAAGAGAAGAGAUUUCGCACCAUCACGGAGUGAGGUGAUAGCUUGCUUGGGUCGCAGGGACAUGAAUACGGUUGUCGUCUCUUAUGGCAAUGCCCAGUGUCAGAUCAACAUUAACUCUUCCACAACUUGCGGAGAGGUUGUUAAGACGCUGACACUGGGUCUGAAAGUGAGCACUGAGAACAACAGAUUCGCUCUGUUUGAGCAGUGCAGCCACCAGUCAAAGGUCAUCGACGAUCGCACCAUUCUCGCUGACAUACUCGGCAAAUUUGAAGGGUACUACAAGGAGGAUCUGAGUAGGAUGAGACCAGGAGACCCAAUGCCAGAGAAAUGGAGGCUGUUCUUCAAGUUCUUUUGCUACUUGAAACCCCACAGCGUGCCCAGUGACAGCAUCGAGUCUGUCUUCCUCUAUGAGCAAUUCUGUAACGAUGUGGUGGUGGGGAUGUUCCCGGUGAGUCAGGAGAAACUACUCAAACUGGCUGCCCUCAGACUGCAGUAUCUCGAUGGGGACUGCACCCCCGGAUCCACCAUUCAAGAUGUGACAGAGGUGUACCCUAUAUCACGUAUAGAGCAGGAGGUUAGGGAACAGAAGGACAUGUUCGGUUCUCUGGAUCUUCACGAGACUUACUAUAAGGUCUGUCGGCCGUACUAUUAGUACUAUUACUACUGCUUCACUAUAAUUAUGAGGGUUCUAAGGGAGUAUAAAGGCAGUAGGGCCCAGUGCAAGGAUGCAAUUAAGUUCUGCUUUAAUGUAAUUUGAAACUGGCUCAUACCAGAAUAUAUAGCUGCCUGCGUAAGCAGUAUAAUGUCAGAUGUAUAAUUCUACCUAAUUGCCGUUGGUAUAGGACACACUCCGUCACAGUAAAGGGAUUGGUACACUGACAAAGAAGACAAAAGCUCCUCAGAUUACAGAAGAAGACAAGCUACGGGCUUCCAUAGAGGUCAAGAAGAAUGCAAUCAAGGCCUCGGUGGCUGACCUAUGGAGAAGACUGGAGGGGACAACUGCAAAUCAAGUGCAGCAGAAGUACCUGGAGAUCUUGUCAGAAUGUGCUGCGUUUGGCUCCACGUUCUUUGAGGCUGAGUACACUAACCGAGACCAGAGAUUCCCCAAGGAGCUCUGGCUAGUGGUGAACUGCAAGGGGGUCCAAAUUUACCAGAGGGGGGCCGUGGCUCCCAUACAGUCUUACUUGUAUGAGAAUAUUGUCAGCUUUGGAGCUCCGGUCUCCAAUGAAUAUAAACUGAUAGUUGAAGGACAGGCACCUAUAUCGAUCCAUACAAGUCAGGUGGCAGAGAUUGCUAAACUGAUGAAGGCCUACAUUCAGGCCGUAGUUGCACAUCAAUACUAGCCUGCUCUCACCGUAAACUAGUAACAAUUGUUAGCUGGCCUUUCAUCAAUUCACUCUUUUCAAAACUGCUGUGUAUGUGUGUGUAUUAUGGUAUUAUCACGUGAUGUAUAGUAGGUAUCAAGAUGUUUUGGAGCUAUCAAAGAGUUCAGGCCGUUACUCUGGUCCAUUCUAAUAACUUUUCUACUAUGUCGGGAGGUACUUUCUCCCCUUCUCCCUCAAACAGAAUGUACCCCCACUUGCUGAGCUUCGGAGACGAAUUUUUCUUCAGUUCGGCUUCGAACGCUUCUGCUGUUUCCUGGCUUGCAUCCUUGAGCAUAAAGCAACACCACGUAACUCUUCCUUGUUCCUUCCUCGUGAAGCUUUUGAUUGGGAAACUCCGGGCAACUCCGUCCAUCCACUUCAGUUGCGUGAAUGUGUUUUUGGGACACGGGGUGUCGGGACCACGACAGCACACCAACUUUGUCCCACUAAACCAGGCUGAUUUCUGGUCUUCAAACGACGUCGCUUGCACCGUUGCUAUUCCAUCGUCCCAACUGAUAGUGCAUUCAUG
This is a messenger RNA of Geodia barretti, 5216 nucleotides long. The record is from the annotation of a GenBank genome assembly. Lineage: Eukaryota; Metazoa; Porifera; Demospongiae; Tetractinellida; Geodiidae.